CUCAUAGAGAAUAUGAAAAUUGAAAACCACCCACAUGCACUAUUCAGCUACCUACUACCUAAGAGACCACAAUCUCAUAAUAGUCCUGCUCCAGCCUCUUCAAUAUAGUAACAUUUAGAGGAAUUGAAGCAUCAGAUAGGAGGAGGAAAAGGGAAGAAGGGUAUUUUGCUUGGGGCGUCCUUCUUUGAUUUGAAGCUGCUGGGCCUCUAGUAAUUUUUGAACAUUGGAAUUCAUGGAUAACAAGAACUACACUCUGAAACAAUGCGUCUACCAAAUGCUUUUGCGAAGAUGGCAUGCCAACAAGGAUGGGAACCCAGGGAUGUCAUUCUUAAGAACAGUAGUGGGAAAGUUUGGGAAGUCAAAACACUUGCAGUUUGUAGUCAACUGUAUUUUGAUGAUGGUUGGAAGCAGUUCAGGGAAGACAACUGUUUAGGGGCUAUGGACUUUGUCUUUUUUACACAUGUUGAAGACAAUGUGUUCAACUUUAAGAUCUGUGAGCUAUCAACAAGGUGUGAAAAGAUGAAGGUAGAGGAUAGUGAAGAACAAGAAAAAGAAAAGGGCGAUGUUGAUGAUGUGAUGGAGUUGGAUAAGGAGGAGGAAGGAAAACAACAAGAUGGGGAUGGUGAUGAACAUGAUCCUGGUCAAGAUGAUUAUGGUGAUGAGGUGGAGGAGAAAGAAGAAGAUCAGCAACAAGAAGAUGAGGAUGGUGAUGAACAUGAUCCUAGUGAAGAUGAUGAUUCUGAGGAGGAGGAGGAAGAAGAAGAGCAACAAGAUGAGGAUGGUGAUGAUUAUGAUCCUGGUGAAAAACAUGGAAAAGAAAAGUAUGAUGUGAUAGAGUUGGAUGACGAGGAAGAAGAAGAAGAACAAGAUGAGGAUGGUGAUGAAUAUCAUUCUGAUUAUUUUAUUUUUUUGAAAAGCCAAAAUGAUGAAUAUGAUUCUGAUGAUGAUGAGGAGGUUGAGGAGGAGGAGAAUACAGAGUUGGAAGAGAGGGAUGAAGAAGAAUCCAAGUUAACCAAAAAGAGAAAAUCUCAUCCCAAAGUCUGCAAAGUUAGCUCCAAAAGGGAGAUUGGAAGUAGUUCAGCCACCAAGGCUGAAGAUGCAGGACAUGAAAACAUUGAUGCAGCAAUGUAUAUUCGAUGUGACCAUCCCUACUUCAUUGUCAAACCACUGAAUGGCAGUCGCGGUGGAUUGCUUAUUCCACACUUAAUCAUCAAAGACUUUUCCCUUCGUUUUAAUAAGAAGAUCACUCUUGUAUGCUGCCAGUGCCAGAAUAUUCCAAGAAAUCAACUGCGAUACUACCAUCGCAGCUUGCCUCAACUGACACCCGUCAACAAAAAACAUACAAAAGAGGCAGACGUAAGCGUGUGGACAGAUGGGCGAGUGUGUGCCAAUGGGUGGUUAGGUUUUUGCAGAAAGAACAAGUUCACAGAAAAUGAUACAUGCAUCUGUGAAAUUGUGUUGCGGGAAGGCCAACCAAUAGAAAUGGUCCGGGUGCAUGUAGCUAAAAAGAAGUGAACACAUGAGGACAGGAGCAGAGGUGAAGGAGCUAUUUCGCGUCACUAAAGAUGUGGGAUUGUUGAGCUCUCCUUUGCAGCAGAACGAAAAUGCGGUAUCAGCUAAACAAUUGAGCACUCCCUUGCAGCAUCACCUCAUCACUUCAUCUAAACUAGUUAGAAAUUAGCAUUAGCUUCAUUCAUGAUAGCUCUACUGUGUUAUUAAGUAGCCCUUGCUUCUGUGUGAUCAUCUCUUAUUUUAUUAAAGUGGAACUUAGAUGCUUUUUAUGUCCAUUUCAGGAUGACUUAAGUGUAACAUAGUUAUUGUAGUUUAAGUACCGGUUCUUGUUUACGACUGUUUCUGAGAUUGUGAAUAGAUUGUUCAAUUUAGCUCAUGAGAAACCAAGUCGAUCCUUAUCCUUUU
Lotus japonicus is the source of this 1917-nucleotide messenger RNA. RefSeq names its product B3 domain-containing protein At4g34400-like. The coding region runs from base 262 to 1515 and encodes 417 amino acids. Lineage: Eukaryota; Viridiplantae; Streptophyta; Magnoliopsida; Fabales; Fabaceae. Gene Ontology annotation, molecular function: DNA binding. The record is from RefSeq and is a predicted model, not a curated record. The transcript has 7 exons.